AUGUUUCAACUUCUGAGACAAUCUGGCGCAUCCUCAAAUUCAAGCUUCACAAUAGCCACAUCAUUUGAAUAUCUGCAGAUAGUUAAUGGGAUGCUUUUUAAAAUAUUUAAAGAGGCAUAUAAAACAAGGGGUUUAUUAGAAGAUAAUAAUAAGUGGAGUCUUGCCUUGGAGGAAGCUAGCCUUUAG
This is a messenger RNA of Acaulospora colombiana, 186 nucleotides long. The record is from the annotation of a GenBank genome assembly. Lineage: Eukaryota; Fungi; Glomeromycota; Glomeromycetes; Diversisporales; Acaulosporaceae.